Molecule: messenger RNA, 1733 nt
Organism: Drosophila takahashii
Lineage: Eukaryota; Metazoa; Arthropoda; Insecta; Diptera; Drosophilidae
Source: RefSeq, a predicted model, not a curated record
ACAGCGGCAUUUUUUUGGAAAAGUGCUUAAAAACUGCAAUUUCUUAAUAAAAAGUGGUUUAAUAUUAUUUAGCCAUGUCUUUUAUGAACCCCGUGGAUAUGGUGGACGAAGACGCCGCAGACCUGCAGUUUCCCAAAGUGGAGCAGGUUCAGCGAUUCGCCUAUGCCCGCCAGGAUAGGAACACCAGGAGCUGCACGGUUCUUUAUAGACCAUACACUCUACACAGACAACUGGAGCAGCUGGAGGAACUGGCGCGGGAUGAGAGUAGCUCUGUGCCAGUGGCUUCUAACGACUCCAGUCGCUGUGCCACGUGUCGUUGCAGUCUCGCCGAGCCCUACAUCAAGUGCGCCGAGUGCCUGGACAUUGUGCUCUGCCUGCAGUGCUUCGCCCGCGGCAGGGAGGUCUCCUCGCACCGCAACAGUCAUGCCUACAUCAUAGUUCGCGACAGCAUCCAGGUUUUCGCCGAGGAACCUCAUUGGACGGCCCGCGAGGAGCGCAUUCUGCUGAAGACCCUGCGCACCCAGGGCUACGGGAACUGGGAGGCGGUGUCCCAGGCUCUGGAGCAGCGGCAUGAUCCCGCGGAGGUGCGACGCCACUACCACGAUUGCUACUUUGGGGGGAUAUUCGAGCGGCUACUCAAGCUGCAGCAUGCCAGGCACAGCUACCUGCCCGAGCGAAUGCCGUAUGUGUUUAAGAUGCGCAGUUUGGAUCCACCGCGACACGAUGACAUCGCCUCCAUGCAGUUCAAGCUAAGUGCCGGCUAUCGCUGUGCAAGGGGCGACUUUGAUACGCCCUACGACACCUCCGCGGAGAGUCUGCUGUCCAUAAUGGUGGAUCAUAGGGAUCACAGGGGCCGGGAUGAGGAUCAGGAGGCGGCGCAGAGCGAGGCGGAGCGCGGGGUAACCGAGGAACUGCAGCUGGGACUGGUGCGGGCAUACAACAAUCGAUUGAGAGAGCGUCAACGCCGCUACAAGAUCAUGCGGCAGCACGGACUGAUAAUGCCCAAUCGCACUGUCAGCUGGAUUUCCAAGUAUGUGAACGCCUUCGCCACCGAUGCUAGUUGCAUGCGCUUCCUGGGCUUCAUGCAGAUCUGCCCAGAUCCCAUUCAGUUCGACAUGCUGCUGGAGUCGCUGCGAUAUAACAGGGAGCUGCACACCUGGCUGCAUAAGCUCUACGAUCUGCGACAGAACGGUGUGCGCACUCUUUCGGGAGCGAAGCUGUAUGCCCGCCUCUACAAGGAGCGUCAGCAGGCGCAGCGGGAUUACGGCAGGCAUAAAAUGGAUUCCUUUGACUGGCAGCAUUUAGUGCAGCACUACGAGAGCAACCGAAAUGGAGAGCAUCUGCCAAUGGGCCUCAGUUCGAAGUUCUUUGGCAUGAACACUCGCCGCAAGGCAAGUCCCAUUGAGAUUGGAGGUAGGAAACGCACUCAUCCUUGUUUAAAACCGAAGUAAAAUAGUUAUUUCGUAUUUCCAGAUCUGCCUGGCUACUCCAAACUGGACGAAGGCGAGCGCAAGCUGUGCAGUGUAGCCCGUCUGGUUCCGCAAUCUUAUUUGGACUAUAAAAACCAACUCGUUUCGGAGCACACCAAACUCGGUUAUCUGCGACUGGCGGAUGCGCGUCGGCUCAUCAAAAUAGAUGUGAACAAAACGCGCCAGAUCUACGAUUUUCUGCUGGAACACGGCCAUAUUAGCAGGCCACCCUCCUACAGCUAACACUUAAUUCUUCUCCAUGUU